Rotaria socialis is the source of this 249-nucleotide messenger RNA. The record is from the annotation of a GenBank genome assembly. NCBI's taxonomy places the organism in Eukaryota, Metazoa, Rotifera, Eurotatoria, Philodinida, Philodinidae.
AUGCAAACCAUCGCUGUCUUUACAGUUACUGCCGUCGUGUUUCUCUUUAUAUCGAAUGGAAACAUCUAUGGUUAUCCAUCAGCAUCACACUAUCAAGCAAUUGCUGAUCAUGGACACGAUUUCGAAGUCUCGAAAUCACAGCCAUUUUCCAACAAUGAUGAUUAUCAUGUAACAUCGAAUCUUCACGAGCAAAAUCGACGAUUGUUGCCAUUUAUUUAUUAUCCUCAUAAACGUUUAAUUGACUUUUAA